Messenger RNA from [Torrubiella] hemipterigena, 1938 nucleotides. The record is from the annotation of a GenBank genome assembly. NCBI's taxonomy places the organism in Eukaryota, Fungi, Ascomycota, Sordariomycetes, Hypocreales, Clavicipitaceae.
CCCUCCCCUAGAUCAAACAACCAGACAACACCUAAGAUAUACGGAAAAUGCCCCUAGUAGCCAAACAAACAAAACAUACAAUGUUCUAAUCCAUCAUCAACUCUGAAUAUGGAAGAGACAGCAGAUGAAUAUGGCAGAGCAGAAGGAUGCUUCCAGGACCAUCUAGGCUCCCCGUUUGAUUUCAAAACAUGCUGCCGCCUCGUCUCCAGCAGCGCAGCCAAAAGAGAGGUAGAAUCGCUUAAAAAAGAAGCUAGUACCUCAAAUAUAGAAGUCCCAAAGGUCGAAUUAUCCAUUGGAGACCUAGAUGAUGCUGCUCAGGUCCAGUACGAAGUUUUGGCACGGCUCACAACGGAUGAACAGCGGAGACGCGUGUCAUACCCACGAUACUCACGCGCCAGAGAGCGGAAUUUAUAUCUCGAAGUACCAUUAAUAGAAAACACACCACUUUCUGAUGCAGACGAGCUCCUCAACGAAGUGAAUAUGAAGCGAAACGCAGUCUGGACGCGACAAUGGCUACCGCUGUAUUCAUUCAAGGCAAACAGGGACGAGUCAAUGGAGUUUCCACCGUAUAUAGACCGACUACCGAUAUUCAUUGACAUGGAAAUUAAUAAAAUGCCAAGUUUCUGUUCCGAAGAAUAUUUACAGCGGCCGCGGCGGAUGUCUAUGCUGGCAGACGACUAUCUCAACAAGCACAAGGUAUGUUAACCACACCUCAAAGGUCUUAUUCUAAUUCUUUAGAUGUUUGGAAAUUCACUCAGCUUGAUAUACCACCCAAUUUUAAUUCCAUCAAAAGAUGAUGCUUCUCAACUUGCCCCCGAACCGCCUCCUAUAAUCGACUUAACAUCUAUGGUCAGCACGCCAGCCUCAGAGAGCACGGACUCGACAGUGCAAAACAUGCAAGACGCGCUGCACCUUGAUGUAGAACCAGGCAGGGCUCCAGAAAAAGAUUCUUCAGACAAUGGGCAGCACAUAAACUCAGUAUAUACGAGGGAAUCAAGGGCAACAUCUCCUGAACCCCUACCAGACGACAUCAUGGCCCGUAUUGGCGCGAUUAUGCAGCGUAAAGAGCUGCACCAAACCCCGACAACCCAAUCUACAGCCAGUAUGAUUGACGAUUAUCUACAGAUGCGCGCGAUUGAGACGGUGAGACCCUCGCUUCCCCACAGGGUACCAGCUCAACCAUCUAUACCACAACCGGUGAAGCGCACGCCGGCAGCCUACCCGCCUUACCAAGUACCAGCUGAAAAAGGAACCGUCUUUGUAUCCAUCAAGCUGAAGCCAUCCAUAUUACAGCUUCUAGACCAGGUAUGGGAAUCGCAAUCUCUUAUCGAUGUGGAUUACUCGCGAGCAUGCCCAGCAUCGGAAGGUUAUGUGGAAGAAGCUGAUAUAACAAUAUCUCAUGAGACUGGGAUAAUAGUGACAAAUAUCCAUCAUGUUAGACAGAAGCCACAACCCAAUUCUGGAGAAAAAACGCCACUUCGACGACGUGUAGACGCUGUGAGCACCAUGUACGAACACCUCUUGGUUCUCGUAUCUGAGGAAAAUCCGAUGGGCGAGUAUGUCACCGAAGCAAGCCCGUCCGAUACGCGGGCGUAUCUCGAGUUUGUCAAAUACACGGAGAAGCUAAAUGGAGUGACAUGCUCUUUGGUCGCAGGCUCGGAUGGGACUCUCGCACACUGGAUUCUGUCGCUCAUGUGCAAACACUCUGACGAAUCGAUACGCCUAAACGGACAGCUAUCCGGGCUCGAUACGGCACUGGAAAUACAUUUCCGUCGAACAGGGAUGAAUAUUGCGACAGCCAAAUUUCUCGCACAACUAGUGCUCGACGAUGGUGGUCUCGAUGCACUACUCUCUAUGUCAGCAGCAGAACAAGCGCGCCAAUACGCAUCACUAGGACCAAAGAGCCUCUUCAAGAUGAGAAAAAUGGUCAAACGCUGA